AACAGAUGUGCCACUUCAAAUGCAGUAACAUGCACAAAGUGUCUUGCUUUGGGUCCAGAGUGUGGAUGGUGUGCUCAAGAGGAUUUCAUGGCCGACGCAACACAGAAGGGACGCUGUGACACUGUUUUCAACUUAAUGAAAAGAGGCUGCCAAUCAGAUUUUGUAGAAAAUCCCACAGUUCAUGUCACAAUACCCAGUGACCAUGAAACAAAUACACAAGUGACACCAGGAAAAGUUUCAGUCCAACUGCGUCCAGGAAGUGAAGCAAACUUUAUGUUAAAAGUUCGACCUCUAGAGAAAUACCCUGUGGAUCUUUAUUAUUUAGUUGAUGUCUCAGCCUCUAUGCACAACAAUAUAGAAAAACUAAAUUCUGUUGGAUUUGCUUUAUCUAAAAAGAUGGUGAAUAUUUCACUUGAUUUUCGACUUGGAUUUGGAUCCUAUGUAGAUAAAACUGUGUCACCCUAUAUUAGCAUCCAUCCAGGCAGAAUCCAUAACCAAUGCAGUGAUUAUAAUUUAGAUUGUAUGCCUCCUCACGGUUAUAUUCACGUGCUCUCCCUGACUGACAAUAUAGCAGAAUUCAGAAAUGCAGUGAAUAAACAAAAGAUUUCUGGCAAUAUUGAUACACCUGAAGGGGGUUUUGAUGCGAUGCUCCAAGCAGCUGUAUGCCAGAGCCAUAUUGGAUGGCGUAAGGAAGCAAAGCGACUGCUUCUUGUGAUGACAGACCAAACUUCCCAUCUGGCCCUUGACAGUAAAUUGGCAGGGAUUGUAAUUCCCCAUGAUGGAAACUGUCAUUUGAAAGAUAAUGUGUACAUCAAAGCUACGAGUAUGGAGCAUCCAACUCUUGGGCAGCUCUCUGAAAAACUGAUUGACAAUAACAUCAAUGUUAUUUUUGCAGUUCAAGGAAGCCAGUUCCAUUGGUAUAAAGAUCUGUUACCUCUGUUGCCUGGUACUGUUGCAAGACAGAUAGAAUCACAAGCAGCAAAUCUCAAUGAUUUGGUGGUAGAAGCAUACCAGAAACUGAUCUCUGAAGUGAAAAUUCAAGUGGAUAACCGGAUCCCAGGUCUUCAUUUCAAUAUCACUGCAAUCUGUCCUGAUGGAAGUAAAAAAGCUGGCAUGGAAGGAUGUAAGAAUGUGGGAUCCAAUGAAGAAGUACUUUUCAAUGUAUCACUUACAAUGAAAGGAUGUGAUACAACUGGAGGAAGAAAAUAUGCAAUCCUUAAGCCUAUUGGUUUCAAUGAAACUGCCAUCGUUCACGUGCAGGAAAGCUGUGCCUGUCAGUAUGGAGACAGUGCAAGGCACAAAAGAGUAUGGACUGAUGAAACUUUUUCUGAUGGCAGGCAGUCCCAGUGCAGUGACAAUAACUGUAGCUCCAGCAGCGUUACGCUUCCUUCUGAGACGUGCAAACGAGACCAGGACCAACCCAUCUGCAGUGGUCAAGGCAAUUGCAUAGAUGGGAAAUGUUUUUGCUACAAAAGCAAGCUAGGCAAGGUGUAUGGCAAGUACUGUGAAAUGGAUGAUUUUUCCUGCCCAUAUCACCAGGGUAACUUAUGUUCUGGUAAUGGUGAAUGUGAAGCUGGUAAAUGCAAAUGCUUUGCUGGCUGGGAAGGUGACCGUUGCCAGUGCUCGUUGCAAUCAGGAAAGUACUGCCUGAAUUCAAAGGGCCAGAUUUGCAGUGGAAGAGGAAAAUGCGUAUGUGGGAAGUGUGAAUGCACAGAUCCAAGAAGCUUUGGCCGUUUGUGUGAAUAUUGCCCUACUUGUAACAAAGCCUGUGAAGAAAACUGGAAUUGUGUUGAGUGCCAUCAUUCUAACAAUGCAUCUCAAACUAAACUUGACCAGUGCACAACCUCAUGCACUUAUGUGCUGCAUUAUAUUGACCAAACUUCAGAAUGUUUCUCUGGACGAAGCUACUUUAGAGUAUUUUCCAUAAUCUUUAUAGUUACCUUUCUGAUCGGGUUGCUUGUUGUCCUUAUCAUCAGACAGAUAAUUCUGCAGGGGAGUAGCAAUAAAAUUAAAUCUUCAGCUGAUUACAGAGUAUCUGCAACAAAGAAGGAUAAGAUGUUUUUGCCUACUGUUUGUACAAGAACAGUAACAUACAGACGUGACAAACCAGAGGAAAUAGAUAUCGACAUCAGCAAGUUACGAUUAAAUGAAACUUUCAAGUGUGAAUUCUGAAGACAGUGGGUUUUCUACAAAUGCCUGUUUCCAUCAUGCUUGACUUUUAAAAGGUUACGACUGUUGUCAUAUGGGUUUGUGUCAUGCAUUUUGUCCAAUACUGUAACAAAUUGACAUCUAAGCAUUUUCACAUGAUGUGAUUAUGUUUGAAAUUAUAGCUGCUGGGUUUUGUUUGGGUUUUGUUGUUGUUUUUUUUUAAGAGAAAUGUGCGUUACUACUGUUCAGGAACAUUAGUGUUGAUGUAGCACUUUAGCUUAUUCUAAUUUAUUUAGUCAUUGCCUAGAAUGUAGAUAUGAACCGGUCUGA
This is a messenger RNA of Chaetura pelagica (chimney swift), 2478 nucleotides long. It is a transcript of the gene ITGB8, whose product is annotated as integrin, beta 8. Lineage: Eukaryota; Metazoa; Chordata; Aves; Apodiformes; Apodidae. Gene Ontology annotation, biological process: cell adhesion mediated by integrin; cell migration; integrin-mediated signaling pathway. Gene Ontology annotation, molecular function: integrin binding. Gene Ontology annotation, cellular component: focal adhesion; cell surface; integrin complex. The transcript is spliced from 13 exons. The record is from RefSeq and is a predicted model, not a curated record. Bases 88 to 2172 code for a protein of 694 amino acids.